AUGUCUCAGUUGAUCCCCAGUGUGAACAUCUCAGGUGUUUUUCCCAAAGAAAUCAUCCAAUUUGUCAUUUCUACCCUUCGAAGUUUCCGGCGGUUAAUGAGUGUGCUCCCGCCAUUUUUGACUCUUUCUACUGCCCAGAAAAGGGCCCGUUUCUCCGAGAUCUCGGACCUCUGUGAAGACCAUCUCUCAGAAGCGUUUAACCACGUCCCAAACUCUCCCUGGAGUAUCGAUGCCGCCGUUUCCAGUAAGUCUCGCUCCCGCAACCGAUAUCUGAACGUUUUUCCAUGGGACCGUACAAGAGUGGUGCUUCCAACCUCGGGAGUAGGAGCGUGUGACUAUAUCAAUGCUUCUUUGAUCAAACUAUCGCCCGAAGCACAAUACAUCGCCACUCAAGGUCCUCUCACGGGCACAAUUCACCAUUUCUGGGCCAUGUGCUUUGAUGAGGCGCUCAAGCUGGACGCAGAGACAAUCGUUAUUGCCAUGGUUACGCCACUAGUUGAAAUGGGAAGAGAGAAAUGUGCAAAGUAUUGGCCAUCGCAGAACCAUCUGGAUUGGGACUUGUCUGAGGCGUUACAGCGAGAUAGAAUUUCACCUGGUGACUUGACGGUCACGUGGCUUGGUGAAGAACUCCAUGAAGACAAGUUUGCGGUGACAAGCUUGCUAUUGCGGAGUGGGGAUGUCUCCAAGAAGGUGUUGCACUUCUAUUACGAGGGAUGGCAGGAUACGAAAGUGCCUGACGCCGUAGAACCGCUUAUUUCGCUUUCAGAAGAGAUUCUGGCGGUGCGUGCUGAACACCCUAGUGUUGUUCCCAUUGUUCAUUGCUCUGCUGGUGUGGGAAGAACUGGCACAUUUAUAGCCAUUGACUACUUGCGCAACUUCUCCGAUCCGUUUGACAGGACAUCUGCGGAUCCAGUUCUUGAUCUAGUCAAACAAAUGCGGAGUGACCGUAUGAUGAUGGUGCAAACACCACAUCAGUAUGCGUUCUUAUAUGAGUUGUUGGAACGGAUGUUCAGAGAACGAGUUUGA
This is a messenger RNA of Sungouiella intermedia, 1026 nucleotides long. The record is from the annotation of a GenBank genome assembly. Lineage: Eukaryota; Fungi; Ascomycota; Pichiomycetes; Serinales; Metschnikowiaceae.